Molecule: messenger RNA, 4726 nt
Organism: Doryrhamphus excisus (bluestripe pipefish)
Lineage: Eukaryota; Metazoa; Chordata; Actinopteri; Syngnathiformes; Syngnathidae
Gene: midn
Product: midnolin
Cellular component (GO): nucleus
Molecular function (GO): protein binding
Source: RefSeq, a predicted model, not a curated record
AGUUUGCUCUUUUUUAAGGUCGUAAGGAACACACUUUGUUCAUUUUGUACUCCUGCUCUUUCCACACCACUUGUGUAAUGAUUAGACACUUUCGCCUGAUUUAGGACACCGGGAUCUAGUUUCUGUUUUUGUUUUAUUUCAUUUUUUAAACAUUCUUUGCUAUCGACUCACGCGAAAAGAUAAAGUGACGGUGGUUCUUGGAGGACAGGCUACCUUAAAUCACUGGAUGACAUACGACCAACGCGUAUCUCCACCCAUCACACCCGAGAAGUCUAUUAAGAGGCGCCUCACCUACACCUCUUGUGACCGAGAGGGAGACGCCGGUGUGUCCGGUUCAUGCCAAAACUGGGGGAACAGACUGGACAUCGGCACACUUGCACGCGAAGCUUCACUGUUUUCGCCACAGUCAUCGGUUAUCGGAUGGACCAGCAUCCCAGCACCCGGAGCUGCACCAGCCGCGGUGCUUCGUCUUCGACGUGCGAGGCUGCCGCCCCCGCUGAGCCCUCCAUGAACCUGCACAUUCACUCCACCACCGGCACCCGCUUUGAGCUCUCGCUGCCCCAGGAGGAGACAGUGGACGGGUUGAAGAGAAGGCUGUCGCAGCGACUGAAAGUACCCAAAGAGAGGCUCGCCUUGCUGCACAAAGAAACGAGACUAAGUUCAGGCAAACUCCAGGAUCUUGGCAUCUCCAAUGGGAGCAAGUUAACACUCGUUCCGACCGUCGAAGCAGGAUUAAUGUCUCAAGCAUCAAGACCCGAGCAAUCAGUAAUGCAAGCUUUGGAGAGUUUAACGGAAACUCAGGUCAGUGACUUCCUGUCCGGCCGCUCCCCCCUCACCCUGGCAUUGCGAGUAGGCGAUCACAUGAUGUUCGUCCAGCUCCAGUUAGCGGCGCAGCAGUCGGGUGGGCCACAGCUCCAGCACAGGCACCUUAUCACGCGGGGAAACUCGGACACUGCGGCAAGCCAGCCCACAGGACAGCUGUGCGCCCCCCUCCCACAGUCCACCCAUCACCUCCACCCUCAUCAUCCACACUCCACUCCCUCAUCCUCGAGCACCUUCCCCCUUCCCUCGACACACCACCAGCAGCUACCCCCCAUGUACCACCAGUCUCCCUCCUCCUCCUCCACUCCACACUGCAGCACCGCCACCCCUCCGCCGCCUCCCUCCCACUCCCCGCGCCAGGUGCAUGCUUUCCGCUCUCCUCCCCAUCACCUUCAUCAUCAUCACCACCACUAUCACCAGCCUUCUUCAGGCCAGCCCAGCCACGAUGUCGGCCGAGCCAGCCCUGUAGCCCCUGUUUUGUGCCCUGAGGCUACCUGCAGCACCAACAGCCCCACUACUGGCACCAGCUCAUCGGCACGCUCCCGUAAACCUGGCGCCAUCAUUGAGAGCUUUGUUAACCACGCUCCCGGAGUCUUUUCAGGGACCUUUUCAGGCACUUUGCACCCAAACUGUCAGGACAGCAGCGGGCGUCCCAGACGGGAUAUAGGUACCAUCCUUCAGAUCCUCAACGACCUCCUGAGUGCCACGCGCCACUACCAGGGCAUGCCUCCAUCCCUCACCCAGCUCCGCUACCAAACCCAGUGUGGCACACCCAACUCGCCGUCCCCGUCCCCGCCGCCAUCUUCGCCCCCAGUCGCCGGCAUGACGGGUCUCUCUGCCAAAGCUACCUCGGUACCCGCUGGCAGCCCCGCGGCGACGCUUCAUCCGCUGGUGCAGUGCCAGAGCCAGAUCCGCAUGUGCAAGCCACCUGGUGACCGCGUCCGUCAGACAGAGAACCGUGCCACCCGCUGUAAGGUGGAGCGCCUGCAGCUGCUGAUGCAGCAGAAGCGACUGCGCAGGAAGGCUCGUCGGGAUCAGCGCGGCCCUUACCAGUGGCUGCCCAACCGCAAGGCGGGACGCAGCAACAGCAACAGCAGCAUGUCCAGCGAGGGCUCCCUGGACCUGGACUUUGACGACUCCGUGUGGAAGCCCGACGUUAAGGCUGACUUGAAGUCCGAGUUUGUCAUGGCCUGAGAGGGAAGGGUUGAAUUUCCAAAUGAGGAUAUAUGUGGCAGGAUUGCGCAUUGAUGAUGGACGAUCAACCGCUCGCCAUUUGUAGACUUAAAUCCUUGACUGGACUUUGUCUUAUGCUUGGACUGGAAUAGGACUUCUCUCAUAAGGUCUCACGAUACCUUCACUUUGAGCAUAUAGCGGAACUCCCUGGGUGGUGUUGGUGGUGGUAUUUUUACUUUUUGUGUUUAUGUGUGUGAUGAAGCGCACUCUGGACAAGGACGAAGAGCUCCAUGCUGGACUUUCAAGCAGGACACAAGCACCAGAUGCCUCAGUGUUCUCCUCACAAAACCCCGACAAACUUUAUCGGAUUAUUUGCGACGGGCAUUCUCACAAACUCACCAAGCAGCAGCAGCAGCAGCAGUCUGGUUCUGACCUGUUACAGGGUGGUUAAACUUCUUUUUGUCGUUGUUAUUGUUGUUGUUGAUGUUGUUGCUGUUGUUGUUUCUUUUUGUUUGAAAACUUACUAUUUUAUAAAAGAAUACAAAUGUAGCAUUGUUCACCAAGCAUUCAGGUUUUCAUAUAGAACAGUUCAAUGUGGAUUUUGCACAUGACCUUUGGAUUUUUUAAGUAUGUGCAAAAAGGAGGCGGAGCCUAAUAUGGACAUAUUGAUUGACCUCAGCGACAUAGGGUGGGGUUUCCCAAACUUUUCCAGCCAUAAUUACAAAAAUGUAUCAUAUAUAGACGUAUACUAUUCCACUUUCCCCCCCAUUUGACAAUAAUAACCUGGUACAUGUUGAACACAGGAAGUGAACAAACGAUCGGGAACUGUUGAGGCAUGGAGACGGGAUGUCUCCUUUUUCGGUCAUGUUGAGUUGUGUCUACUGAAUUCCUAAUCAAUAUAUUGCCAUGUACCGUCAAUAAACAUGAUAAUGAACCCAAAAGAUGACAUCAAAAAGUGAAAAUUUGCAACUUGAUAAAAAAUUGACUCAAUUUGGGUCCCUUAAGUUUGGAAAACCCUGUUAAUAGUAUAGAUGAUUAACAGAAAGUGCUUUAGUGGGGGAUUUUACAAAACAAAUAUUACAUUUAAUAUGAGAAAAAAAAUCUAUUUUUAUUUAUAUUCUGCUGUUUUCCAAAAGCAGCUAUCAUUAUGAUUAACAUUCAUUGAUGAUGCGUGGCUCCUGAAUCUUACUGGCUCAUAGAUUGUGUACAUACAUGUGACAAUUGGCAAAGAUUUAUUAUUAUUAGGGUGUGUGAUGACUUAGGGUGUAAAUCGAGUUGGAAUACUCUGCCCCCCCCAAUAGAUUUUUGUCACCAAUUCAAUCCUCCUACCAAUGACGAUAUGACUUGUGAUCAGUUACCCAGUGCCUCCACCAGGACAAUGCAUGAACAUAUCAGGUUCGGCCUUUUCACAGUUUUUUGCUGCUACACACUUUUAAAAAAAAUGACAGGAAAAAACAAAUAAUAGCGGGGAAGAGUGUUCUUUGCAUGUUUUUCUGGGAUGGAAUCGAGAAAAAGAGGGGGGGACGUGCAUGAAUUUCUGAAGAAAAUUGAAAAAAAAAACAAUGCUGCUGUUUGUCGGUAAGGUUUUUGUCAUUUUUAUUUUUAUGUGUGUGUUGGGUGGAUUUAAAAAACAUGACAGAUGAAGUUAAGAACAUUCCUGUUGUUGAACUUCUUCAUCCUCUCAAAGGCUAUCCCACCUAGGAACUGUUAAGACGCACUGGCAGGGACUUGGAAAAAAAUGUCAGAUUUUGUGGCCGACCCGCCAACGAUUGCACUCCCAAGAGAUUGCAGUGAGAGAUUACUUUUUUUUUUGGGUGAACUUUUUUUUUUAAGUGGCCUUACCUUUCAUUGAAAAAAUGGGGACAAAAAGGGGUGUUUUUUGUUUUUCUGUGUCAGUUUGUCAUCAAGGCACCAUUUUUUUUUUGUCAGGGGGCAUCUGUUGUUUUAGUGCUUUCUAGCUGGUGGAGUCUCUAUUAUGUCAAGGCUUCUGUGCCUUAAAAUGUUGCCCUCACUGUGUCAGGUUUCUUUCCGUUCAUCCAUGAACAUGACUGUAGUAUUAGUCGCCCAUUCAAAAAUUUUCCUCAAAUAUUGUCCCGAUUUCCCUGGCCUCACUCUUCUCCCUCAUGGCUGCAAAAAAAAAAAAAAAAAACGGUCCUGUGAGGACGACAUGCACUUCCUUCCCCGCCCCCAACAUAACAAAAAAGGACAAUUGACCUGGACCCUUUUUGUCAAAUUCUAUUUAUUUCUUUUUAUAUAUGUAUCAGCUAUACUCUGUGUGCCUCAUGUCUGUGAAAUUGACACAAAAAGAGAGAGAGCAUUACAGAGAAGACACAUGAUCACAAGUUGUUUUAAGUUCAUUCUUGUAGCUAACUAUUGAUACUGAACCGGAUUCAAGAAUACAAUUUUACCAAUGUUCUAGCUCUAGACCGGUGUAGCACAUGUGUGACUGUAUUAAUUUAUGAAACCAAAAUGGUAACUGUGAAUUAUGUAUUUUCUUUGUGGCAUUUUUUUUCUUAAAUCGAGGGGGGCAGAAAUAAGAGGCAGCAGCUCUUUGCUUGUGUCUGGAUUUUUUUUUGGGUGGAAAUACAACAGAAACAAAACAGGAAAAAAAAGAAAAUAUAUACGAAUAUAUUUUUUUCUUAAGCAAUACAUUUCAGUGUGACUUGUGAUAGAACAUUUUCUUUUUUUUAGGUAAUAAAUAAAUAAAAACAGAGCCAAAAUGAGAACACAA